AUGUCUGGCGCAGACGCGGCAGCGAACUUCGCGCCUCUUGACGCGCCUGCAUUUGUUGCUCCGAAGCACCUGCUCUCGCGCCCGACCGUCUCACCCGCCGACAAGGAACAAAUAGAGGGCCUGCGGACCAUUCGCGCAUUUUUGAAGGCGAGGACAAGCUACGACGUGCUGCCCAUCAGCUACCGCCUGAUCGUCCUGGAUACCGCGCUGCUGGUGAAGAAGAGCCUCAACAUCCUCAACCAGAAUGGCAUCGUAUCGGCGCCGCUCUGGGACUCCAAGUCGUCGACCUUCGCCGGCCUGCUCACCACGUCCGACUACAUCAACGUCAUCCAGUACUACUGGCAGAACCCCGACGCCCUCGCCAGGGUCGACCAGUUCCGCCUAAACAGCCUUCGGGAAAUCGAGAGAUCGCUCGGCGUCACGCCCAUCGAGACCAUCUCCAUCCACCCCGACCGCCCCGUCUACGAAGCAUGUCGCAAGAUGCUCGAAUCGCGCGCACGCCGCAUACCCAUCGUCGACAGCGACGACGAGACACACCGGACCAUGGUCGUUAGCGUGAUUACGCAAUAUCGCAUUCUCAAGUUCAUCGCGGUGAAUGUCAAGGAGACGCAGAAGCUGCGGAAGCCGCUGUUCGAGAUGCCGAAUGUCGGCACGUACCACGAUAUCGCGACGGCGUCCAUGGAUACGCCAGUCAUGGAUGUCAUCCAUAUGCUGGUCAAGAAGAAUAUCUCAAGCGUGCCGAUUCUAGACAAGAAGGGCGUAGUCCUGAAUGUCUUCGAGGCCGUCGACGUCAUUGCACUCAUCAAAGGCGGCGUAUACGACGACCUGAACCUCACAGUCGGCGAUGCUUUGCUGAAGCGCUCAGACGACUUCCCUGGCAUCUUCACAUGCUCAUUAUCAGACAACAUGUCCACGAUAUACGACACCAUCCGCAGAUCACGCGUUCACCGCUUCGUUGUCAUCGACUCGGAAAGCAGACUCAAGGGCAUCCUCACGCUGAGUGAUGUCCUUGAGCAUACUUUAUUGGAAGGACUUGAAGAUGACGAGUAGCGCUACGUCAUCGAACGCCAACCUUUGUAUCACGAUUAGCUGGGGUUGCGAGCACUCCAUCAUUGUGGUAGUGAAGCCCUACAGCUCGAGACGAGAGGACGGGGAGCGGUAAUGAUUGCGGAGUUGCGAAACAGAAGGUGCCACACCGAGAUUACGAGUGCAGAGGUAUAUCCUCACUAUGCGAUUCCCACAAUAUGAAAUGAAA
Molecule: messenger RNA, 1255 nt
Organism: Parastagonospora nodorum SN15
Lineage: Eukaryota; Fungi; Ascomycota; Dothideomycetes; Pleosporales; Phaeosphaeriaceae
Exons: 5
Coding region: 1-1050 (349 amino acids)
Source: RefSeq, a predicted model, not a curated record